CGGAAAAUCUCUAAACAUUUUUAUUUUGUUUGUAAUAUUUUGAAGUUUGUGUCAACUUGAAAUUAUUGCAUGUAUAAAGGAUAUAUACUUGUACAUAUUUGAAGAGCUGACGCGUACAGCUGGCCGUAAUAUUUCCAUUCAAUCAUCUAAUGUGUUGUGACAAAUCCAGAGUCCCGUCAUCAUUCAUUGUUAUGAUAAACUGAUCUUAGACUUAUUGUAUAUAUACUGAUAACCAGAAGUAUUGGACAGACAAUCUAAUCAUCAUGGAUUUUAAAACCUUUACAACUCUGGUUAUUCUAACAGUAUCUAUUGAUGUGGCAUGGGCUGAUUGUGGGGGUAUGACGCAAUGUAUGGACAAGUUUUCAAGCAAGCUUCACCAUAUAAACUUUACUUUAACAAACGAACAAAGCAUCAUCCAUUUUCUUGAUGCGAUAUGUGCGAAUUCUGAUGCCUUGGCUAAAUGUUACAACCCAAAGAACGUAGCCGGGUGUUCGUCACUCUCACAGAUUGUGUCGUAUAAUCCAUCAGAGGAAAAAAUGAAAGAUGAGUUCAACAAAGUCUGUUCCAGAAAACAAGAUCUGCUAUCAUUUAUUAAGUGUCUUUCUAAGCCACACGUUGCAAGAGGAAUGUCGGAGUGUGCCCAGAAAACGAUGCAGAAGGCCCAGUCAGAAAACAAAGACUCAUCGGAUUGCUCAAUCCAAUCAGAAUUGAUGUCCUGCAUGUCGAAUUCUAUGGAAGGACAAUGUACAAGAGAAACUGUCGAUUACUUUAAAAGCACACAGAAUGAGAAAUACAGUAUGACCUGCUCGGCGACAUUAACAGUUACCAACAUUCUUCUUCUGUGUUGUCUUCUUUUAGUGAAACAACUUCUGCUCUGAAUUGUUGGCUUUCUUGUGAAAAUUAGUGAAAAGAUUAACAUAAUGCUGAUAUUUAGCAGACCUAAUUAAACUAGGAAGUAUUUUGCAAAAUUCCCUAGUGGAAUAUCUAAAGAGAUCAUAGAUCUCGUACAUUUAUGCAUGUUACACAUGUACAAUAGUGUUUGGUUUUUUUAUUAUUAUUCAACAAUAUUAUUACACAUGCUGUUAACAGAUUUCUUCACUGGUACAUCUAUUUCAGUGGAGAACCCUGUAAUAUAGCUUCCUUAAGAUUUUUAUGUAUUUUUUGUUAUCAUGUACGCGUAAAACGUAAACAUCAUUGUUCUAAAACAGACAGUUUAAGAAGAAAUCUACGGAAUGAUUUGUAUUCGAUGGAUACCUUUUAUCGUUGAUUUUAUAAAUAGAUGAAAAUAAAGUAAAAUUAGUUUA
Mytilus trossulus (common blue mussel) is the source of this 1304-nucleotide messenger RNA. RefSeq lists its product as uncharacterized. The transcript is spliced from 5 exons. Bases 264 to 878 code for a protein of 204 amino acids. Lineage: Eukaryota; Metazoa; Mollusca; Bivalvia; Mytilida; Mytilidae. The record is from RefSeq and is a predicted model, not a curated record.